AUGUCUGCUGUGUGGGACCUGCUGCUGAGGAUUCUGGAGGAGCUGGUGCAGUCUGAGCUGAAGCGCUUCAGUUUUCACCUGAGCGGGGACGACCCCGAGGUGUGCCCGAGCAUUCCGAAGGGUAUCCUGCAGGGCGGCGACCGGACAGACAUCGUGACUGCGAUGCAGGGUUACUACGGCCGGGGGCAGAGGGCGGCCGAGGUCACGCGCUACAUCCUCCAGAAGAUGGACAGGAACGACCUCGCUGAGCGGCUGGCGGAUGUGGCGGAUCCUGUUAUGAAGAGAAUUCAAGAGAAACUGAAAAUAAAUCUGAAAAAGAGGUCUGAGCGCAUAUAUGAAGGGACAGACAAACAAGGGGUCUCGGUGCUCCUGAAAAGCAUUUACACAGAAGUCUACAUAACAGAUGGUGGAAGUGGGACAGUCAGUAAUGAGCAUGCAGUGAGGCAGAUUGAGACAGGAGGCAGGAAACGAGUCACGGAGGAGGCUGUGAUCAAGUGCAAUGACCUCUUCAAAGCGUUGACUCUGCAGCAGAAGUCCAUCCGAACGGUGCUGAUGAAGGGGAUCGCGGGCGUCGGCAAAACGGUCUCUGUGAAGAAGUUCAUCCUUGACUGGGCCAACGGUGACGCAAACCAGGAGAUCGAUUUUGUUUUUACCCUUCCUUUUCGAGAUCUGAACUCAAUGAAGGAUAAGCGAUUCACUUUAAUGGAACUUCUUCAUCACUACUUUCCGGACAUGAAAGCCGUUGAAUGUAUUGACUGUGAUGAAUUCAAAGUUCUGUUCAUCUUCGACGGUUUGGACGAAUGUAGGCUUCCUCUAGAUUUCCAAAGCUCCGAGCUAAACGACGCAAUGGAGCCGGCCACAGUGGACGUGCUGUUGGCAAACCUCAUUAGAGGGAAUCUGCUUCCUUCUGCUCUCCUCUGGAUAACCACCCGACCAGCAGCAGCCAAUAAGAUCCCUCCUGGGUAUAUCCACCAGGUGACAGAGGUGCGAGGAUUUAACGACGAACAGAAAGAGGAGUACUUCAGGAAGAGGUUCAGUGACCAGAACCUGGCUUGCACAGCGGUCAAACACAUUAAAUCAUCAAGGAGCCUCUAUACCAUGUGUCACAUACCAGUGUUCUGCGCAAUAUCAGCCACUGUUCUUGAGCGAAUAAUAUUGGAGGGAAACGGUGGGGAGACCCCCUGCACUUUAACUCAAAUGUACACACGUUUACUGCUCAUUCAGACAAACAUCACUGCAUACAAGUACGCUGAGACCAAGGACACAGAUGCGAGGAGGAUCUCUGAGUCAACGAGACAAGCCAUUCUGAAACUGGGUGAGCUGGCUUUUCGACAGCUGGAAAAGGGCAAUCUCAUAUUUUACGAAGAGGACCUGCGUGAAUGUGGUCUCAGUGUCAGUGAAGCCUCUGUGUAUUCUGGGAUGUGCACAGAAAUCUUCAAGGAGGAGACUGAUUUCUGCGAGGAUAGAGUGUACAGCUUCGUGCAUCUGAGCAUUCAGGAGUACCUUGCGGCCUUGUAUGUGUUUCUGUCAUAUGGAAACCUAAUGAGUGACGCUCAGUGGCAUGGGUUGAAAUGGAUGCUGGGUAAAUUGUCAUUGUUUGACUUGCACAAGAGCGCAGUGGACAAGGCCUUACAGAGUGAGAACGGACACCUGGAUCUUUUCCUCCGCUUCCUUCUCGGCCUCUCACUGGACUCCAAUCAGAGUCUGCUGAGAGGCCUACAGACGAGGAUGGGGAGCACUUCUCAAAGUAUCCGUGAAACGGUCAAAUACAUUCAAGAGAAGAUAAGGGAGAAUCCAUCGCCGGAGCGGUCCAUCAAUCUUUUCCACUGUCUAAAUGAACUGAAUGAUAACUCCUUCGUGGAAGAAAUACAGACCUACCUGAGCUCAGAAAGUCUUUCAAAUGAAAAACUCUCGCCUGCACAGUGGUCCGCUCUGGUCUUUGUGUUGCUGAUGUCAAAAGAGGUGCAGGAUGUGUUUGACUUGAAGAAAUACGCCAGAUCAGACGAAGGCCUUCUGAGGCUGUUGCCAGUGGUGAAAAGGACUCGAACAGCUCUACUGAACCACUGCAACCUCACAGAGCAUUGCUGUGAAGUGCUGGCCUCGACAUUCAGCUCGGCAUCCUGCAGCCUGAGAAUUCUGGACCUGAGCAGCAAUGACCUACGAGACACCGGGGCGAAGCUGCUCUUCGCUGCAGUGGGGAGUCCAGACUGCAGGUUAGAGACUCUAAGGCUGAGCAGGUGCAAUCUCACAGACGACUCCUGUGAGAGUUUGGCCUUAGCCCUCCAGUCAGCCAGCUCACACCUGACGGAGCUUGACCUCAGCUCUAACGAGUACUCAGGAGCGGGAGUGAAACUGCUCUCUGCUGGACUGGGGAAUCCAAACUGUCAGUUGCAGAGGCUGGGGUUGUCUGGUUGUCAGAUCACAGAGGAAGGUUGCACUUCCCUGGCCUCAGCUCUGCUUUCAAAUCCUCACAAGCUUAGAGAGCUGGAUCUGAGCUACAACCACCCAGGGAAGUCAGGAGUGAUACUGCUCUCCACUUUAGUUGAAGACCCCAGCUGUGUUGUAGCAACCCAUGGUGGAGAAUGCAGGAUUAAACCAGGACUGCAGAAGUACGCCUGUUCGCUCACACCAGACCUCAACACGACGUACCGAUACCUGGCUCUCUCCGAGGGGAAGAGGAAGAUAACCCGGGGGGAAGAGGAGCAGCCGUACCCUGAUCACCCGGAAAGGUUCGACAUCUGGGCUCAGACGCUGUGCAGCGAGGCCCUGACCGGGCGCUGCUACUGGGAGGUGGAGUGGAGCGGGAGGGGCAUGGAGGUGGGCGUGGCCUACGGGGGAAUCGGCAGGAAAGGGGCGGGUCACGGCUGCGCCCUGGGACGGAACCCCAAUUCCUGGAGCCUGAGUUGUUCCGGGAGGCUUUUUUCCGCCUGGCACAACAGGAAGGAGUAUGACGUGCCCGCCUCCUUCCCCUACUCCCGCAGGGUGGGGGUGUACCUGGACCAGCGGGCCGGCACGCUGUCCUUCUACAGCGUCUCCGCUGACGGCUCCACUCUCCUGCACACCUUCUACGCCACUUUCACUCAGCCGCUCUAUGCUGGCUUCUGGGUCGUGUCCGACUCGUCUGUGUACUUGUGCCAGCCAGCAUGACACCCCCCAGCCACGCAUCUCCUAAAACAGCUUUAUUUAACAGACCUGUAGCUCGCAGCAAAGAGCAAUCCCAUUGUAAAGGUUUACAUGCUGUUGCUGUUUUACCAGAAUGCCCUCUCUCAUUUUCCUUCUUUUCUGGGCUGUCAAGUAGCUUCUGCUGUUUUUUUAGGUAUCUGUUAAAUACUAUGUUAUUGUUACACUGUGAGUUAGUCUAGAUAAGACUACUUGCAUGGUGAAGACUCAGGCAUCUAAUUAUGACAAGAAAGGGUGUGACGAACA
Messenger RNA from Megalops cyprinoides (Indo-Pacific tarpon), 3426 nucleotides. RefSeq names its product NACHT, LRR and PYD domains-containing protein 3-like. The transcript has 8 exons. NCBI's taxonomy places the organism in Eukaryota, Metazoa, Chordata, Actinopteri, Elopiformes, Megalopidae. The record is from RefSeq and is a predicted model, not a curated record. Bases 1 to 3147 code for a protein of 1048 amino acids. Gene Ontology annotation, molecular function: protein binding.